AUUAUGUAAUUAACCCAACAGUCACUGUUAUUUAAAGAGUAUUUUUUUUUAAUGUCAAAUAUGAAAGUGGCUCAAGUUGCGCUUAGCUGGCUUAGCACUCUCCGCUCUGAUGUCAGGCUACCCUCUUUAUGUCGAUCACAUUUUACCUACUAUCCCACUUCAUUGGGAACUGGAAAAAAAAUGAAUAUGUUCAACGCUAUAAACAAUGCAAUGGAUUUGGCGCUAAGUGAUGACAAAUCGGCAUUGUUGUUUGGCGAAGAUGUAGGAUUUGGUGGAGUUUUUCGUUGUUCUGUUAAUCUACGAGACAAAUACGGAAAGGAACGUGUUUUCAAUUCACCUCUAUGUGAGCAAGGAAUCGCAGGUUUUGCGAUUGGUGUGGCUAAUACAGGAACUACCGCAAUAGCUGAAAUUCAAUUUGCGGACUACAUAUUUCCGAGUUUUGAUCAGAUAAUUAAUGAAGCUGCCAAGUACCGGUAUCGAAGCGGUGGCCUCUUUGACUGUGGAUCCUUAACAUUUAGAGUUCCUUGUGGUGCUGUUGGACACGGAGCAUUAUAUCAUUCUCAAAGUCCUGAAGCAUAUUUUGCUCACACUCCGGGACUUCGUGUUGUGGUUCCUCGUGGACCGAUAAAGGCGAAAGGUCUUCUCCUUGCAUGUAUUCGUGAUCCAAACCCUUGCAUCGUUUUCGAACCUAAAACUUUGUACCGAGCAGCUAUUGAGGAAGUGCCAACAGAAUACUACACCUCGGAACUCGGAAAAGCUGACAUUCUGAGGCAUGGAAAAGAUGUCACACUUGUUGGCUGGGGUACACAAGUCCAUGUGCUAUUAGAGGUAGCUGAACAGGCGAAAAUGGAUUUUAAUGUCGAUUGUGAAGUUAUUGAUUUGGUUUCUAUUUUGCCGUGGGAUACUAAUGCAAUAUGUACCUCUGCAAAAAAAACCGGGCGAGUUAUAAUUGCGCACGAGGCACCGUUAACACAGGGAUUUGGCUCAGAACUAGCAUCUUACAUUCAAGAAAAGUGUUUUUUGUACCUAGAAGCACCCGUAAAACGAGUGACUGGAUGGGACACACCUUUUCCUCAUGUCUUUGAGCCUUUUUAUUUGCCUGAUAAGCACCGAUGCUUGUCAGCUAUAAGAGAAAUUGUUAACUAUUAAAACGAAGGUUUACACAUCUAAUGGCGGUUUUAUGUCUGCAUGAUUUAGCUUACCAAAAAAAAAAUCGAAAAAGCAAUCCGUAUGAUGUUUAACCAUAUACACUAUUAGAGAUUGAACCGAAAGCAUUUAUAUUUGAAAUAAUUCAUGUUACUCGUUAAAAACCCAAAUAAAACAAAUGUUCUAUUCAAUAUAA
Molecule: messenger RNA, 1342 nt
Organism: Drosophila elegans
Lineage: Eukaryota; Metazoa; Arthropoda; Insecta; Diptera; Drosophilidae
Gene: BckdhB
Product: 2-oxoisovalerate dehydrogenase subunit beta, mitochondrial
Exons: 6
Coding region: 52-1149 (365 amino acids)
Biological process (GO): branched-chain amino acid catabolic process; response to nutrient
Molecular function (GO): catalytic activity
Source: RefSeq, a predicted model, not a curated record